ACUAAAGCUGUUUUAAAGGGAAUGAUUUCCUUAUAAUGAGUUUGUUCUCCUACUAGAGAGAGAGAGAGGGUAUAUUUUCUGGGUUUUAAGGUGCUUGUCCCACUCCCAACCCUCUCACCAAAUGGCUCAAAAGGGCCUCAAAACAGCCCCCAGAUCCUUUCCAGCUUUGGCUUGCCUCAAGGUUUCCUAGCUAGCUAGCAAAGGGGAGCAAAAUGGGUUCUCUAUCUAGAAGCCCCAAGACAGUGCAGUAUGGGAGGAGGCUGUUUGAGCUACUGGAGGAGCAGCAGGAGCCCUUCCUCCUUGAUGUGUACCUCUCAGAGAAUGGCUUCUUAACUGGGGCUUUGAAAGCUGAGGGAAGGGCCAAUUGCUGCCCUGUGAAUCUCUGCAGAAGGAUACUCAAACUCUGCAGCCAUGGGUGGCUAAAGAGGAGGAGCAGCAGCAGAGGCUGCAGCAAUUUGAGGCAUGUGUUGGGGAAGCUUCUGCAUCAGAAGGUGCUGAAGAAGGUGCUCAAUUGGAAUGGCACAGCUAAUGCUGGGAAGGGGAGGCAUGUGUUGGGUGUGUGUGGGUGCUUCCCUGAGAUGGGUCGCAGCAAAAGCAGUUUGGUGGAGUUCCAGAGGCUUUCUAAAUCAGGAGGAAUUGAUGAUGGGGAAUCUGAUGGGGAGGUUUCAUGGGGAGCAAUGGAGGUCGGGGAAUCAAAGCAGCUUAGUCCAGUGUCUGUUCUUGAGCUGCACUCUGAUGAAGCCUCCCCCAUUCAUGGCCAUUAUGAGGAUGAGAAGCCCUCAACUUCAGGUAGUUCACCAAAGAAAGCUUUUGAUGCUCCUUGGCAAGGUUUUGAGGAGCUUCUUGGGUCUACUUCUCCCACCAUUAUGCAUCAAAAUGCAAAGAAAAACAAGGAGUUGGAUCAAUCAGACCAGGUCAUGGCACUGCUGGGAUGUCCAAUGGAAGUGGGGGAGUGUGUGAGCCCACAACUUGCUGAGAAGCUCAUUGAGGACCAGCUCUCCUCCUGGGAGAAAAUGAGGGUUGAUUUUCUGAGGAUACCCAAUUUGAUAGGCUCAGAUAUCUCAAAAUCCACCAAAGAGUGGAGCCAAUUCCACCCAGAGAUGACAAAGAUAGGGAAGGAGAUAGAGAAUCUCAUCUUUGAAGAGAUCAGGAGAGAGAGUGUGCUAGACCUGCUAGGCUCUCAUUGUACAUUAAUUGGAGACAUGUUAGAUUCUAAAUAACUACUAUAUAUUAAGCAUUAUUAUUAUAUUAAUUAAAAAGUUAUUAUUAGUGGAUUUCUUUUAUAUUUAGUCAUCA
Messenger RNA from Ananas comosus (pineapple), 1296 nucleotides. RefSeq lists its product as uncharacterized. The transcript has 3 exons. The coding region runs from base 213 to 1220 and encodes 335 amino acids. Lineage: Eukaryota; Viridiplantae; Streptophyta; Magnoliopsida; Poales; Bromeliaceae. The record is from RefSeq and is a predicted model, not a curated record.